This is a messenger RNA of Spodoptera frugiperda (fall armyworm), 8765 nucleotides long. RefSeq lists its product as uncharacterized. The record is from RefSeq and is a predicted model, not a curated record. Gene Ontology annotation, cellular component: neuron projection membrane. Gene Ontology annotation, biological process: synapse organization. Lineage: Eukaryota; Metazoa; Arthropoda; Insecta; Lepidoptera; Noctuidae. Bases 198 to 1079 code for a protein of 293 amino acids. The transcript has 8 exons.
UAACGGGAGGGUUUGCACGCCUUUUCGACCGAAUUACGAUUCGCGCGCAGUGUAAAAAAUGCAGUGAAGUGACAUUUGUAAAAGUUGGAAAAAAAUAUGUGUUUAUUCAAAGUGAGUGUGGUAAAAUUUUGAAAAAAAAAACGAGUGAUUUUUUAGUGAUGUGUUAAGUGAUUUUCGGUGUGGAUCCCACGACAGCAAUGUCGGUGGAGGGCCAACGAUGCCUGUGUGUUGUAGUGCUGCUCAUACACACAGUCACGGGCGCUGGAGAAGGUCCAUCAUCAUCAAUACCGACCUCCUCCUCAUCAUCAGUGAAGCCGGACCAGAACGAGCUGACAGUCACCUUCCCUCCGCUCGAUGAUCUAUACAGCAACACUCCUGAGAAGCACUUCGGAACUGAGAACAAUACCGUGGUGACCUCACAGACGGGGUCCACUGCUUUAUUGCCGUGUGUCAUCAGGAAUAUUGGGGAUGGCAUUGUAUCAUGGAUAAGAAGAAAAGACUACCACCUGCUAACAGUUGGCCUGACCACAUACAGUUCGGACCAAAGGUUUCAGGCUAUUCACUUACAGCAUUCAGAGGACUGGACGCUGAAAGUAAGAUUUGUACAGAAGAGGGACGCUGGCAUCUACGAGUGCCAAGUCUCCUCCCACCCUCCCACGAGCAUCUUUCUAAGACUUGACGUCGUCGAGGCGCGAGCCCAGAUCUCAGGGCCUACGGAGAAGUACCUGAAGCCUGGAUCAACGUUACGACUCCAGUGCUCCGUGGUACAAACUACAGAGGCACCGGCUUUUGUAUUCUGGUACCACAACAGCAGAAUGAUAAACUACGACGUGGAACGAGGUAUCAACGUCACCACGGAUCCUGUACAGAGACUAUCCGAUCUGCUGAUACCCGCAGCAAGCGUCUCGCAUGCGGGCAACUACACCUGUGUGCCGAACAACGCUGUUCCUGCUAGUAUAUACGUCCAUAUUUUUAAUGGUGAAAACCCCGCCGCUAUGCAGUCUUCUUCGCCUAGUUUCAUCAACCGUCUACAUAAUAUCUUAUUACCAACCCUCAUCAGUUAUAAUCUGAUACGGUGACAAUUUCACUAGCUCAUCAACUGAAAAUGUACCCUAUAUGUAAUAGAGAAAUGGUUUAUUUUUGCGUGGAGUGAAAUUUGACGUAUAAAUUUGAAGGGUUAUUAGGAGUAACGAGAGCGUUGAGUGUACAUGUGUUUUUACUUUGGCUGGUUUUACUUUAUUUAGAGCCUCGUUUUCAGAAUUGUUUGUUGCUUACAAGGUAAAAAUAUCAGGCUGAUCGAAUUUAUCAUCUAUUUUUAUCUUGUUAAAGGUGAUAUUUGUUUGGCUGAAUGUUUUCAUCUGGAAUAAUUUUUCGUAGAAACUUUCAGUUAUUCAUUGUUUUUAAAGCGUCACGUGAACUCUUUUGUUUAUCGAUUUUCGUAUCUAUGAGUAAUGGUAUUUAGUCUUUAUUUGAUUACAGUUUAAAAUAUUACACUAUUAAUAUCAUACUAGAAGCGCAUCCUAGUUUAGCACUGAUGCUAUUCCACGGCUUUUCUUGCGAAUAGGUAUAAUGACGGGGAAUAAAAAAUCAAAAUCUACUUAGUUCCUCGGUUAGGUAAUAGAAAAAUAUUUGACAAGUAUUUUUUUAUUCAGUCAUAUAAUAAAACAAAAUUUUAACUAUGUAGGCCCAACAGUUUCGGUAAUAAAUGGCUGUGACAUACGGACGGACAAACGGACAGACAGACAUGAUGAAUCUAUAAGGGUUCCGGUUUUUGCUAUUUGGCUACGGAACCCUUUUUUUCGGGAAAAUCAUCCAAUGACUUCUCUCGCCUUACGCGAGGCGAGAGGGAGAGUUAGACUCUUACUGCAUAAAAACCACCCCAUUCCUACUCCUGCUUUUCAAGCUGGAGCUCCGGUAAACCCGCUAGGUAGUUCGCAGCUCCGGAAAAUUAAAAACCUAUAGCUGUACCAUCUAAAGCUUUUAUUGAAAAAUAAAAUUCUUAACACAAAACCAUCAAUAUUUUUUUACCCACUUUCAAGAGAACCUUGCUAUCUUACGCUACGGUUAUUAGUCUUAUUUGUAAAUGGAAAUUUUAUCCUCGUUCCUCUCAUUAGAGACCUCCGAUGCAAUCAGUGAGCCUUCCCAUCGAUGUGGGUCAAGAGAUCGCCACUUAUAUACGUACUUAUCUGGUUCUGUGAGUAGAUUGGUUCGUAGCGAGGUAUAACUGUUAAUCCGGAUUUGAUCAUUGGUGGUCAUUCAUUAUACUCAAAGGUCACUGUAAUUAAGACGCUUUCAAAAAUAAUUCUGUCAAUAACAACUAUUCAACAACUAGGCAGAGAUGCAUUACGGCACGUAAUGCCGCUAUAGAAUGUACACUCACUUUUCACCAUUUAUGUUAUUAAGUCCCAUGUAAUAAAGGGUGAGUUUAUUGCUAUGCACUGGGCAGAAUUCCAGACUCUGUGCAACUCAAAUACUAGAAAUUCUCCGACAUCUUUAAUUGAUUUUUGUCUGGACUUUAAAACAGACUAUGCCCUUUGAUUUUGUUUCGUCAUUUCUUCUCAGAGUAGUCCGAUGGGAAAUGCCAGCCUCAUCUAGUUAUUUGAGAGAUUGACGUGUAAAAGAGUUACAUUGUAACCUAUUUGCAAAAAUAAAUAUCAUUUUAUCAUUUACAAAUAUUUAUUGAUCAAGCUCUACACUUUAGAACAAUGGCCAAUGAAAAUAAAUUUAUCUAAAAUUAGAAAGGGAGUGUCUCAAGUUUAAACGGUUUUAAUGGAAGGCAUGUAGCCAAGUCUUAAUUAUGACAUUAAAGGGUUUCAGUGCAUUGCGUCUGACGUUUUGAUAUUUUGAAUCAAUUUGAGAGCCCGUUAAUGUAACGUUUGGACGGUUAAAAUUUUACGCUUUGAAGAAGAAAUGGAGUUUAAAAUGAAAUGAAAGUGUUAUAUUGGUUUUAAAUUGACUUAUUAGCUGGAACUGCAGUUACAGUUUAUUAAAAACUAGUUUCGGUCAGCGGUUUCACCCGCGUUCUCUUGGGAUAAAAAUUAUUAUAUCACCCCUAUCAUGUAUAACAAAUUUCAUCAAAUUCCUUUCAGUAAAUUUCAUAAAACAACGCUUGCGUUGUGUUUCGUUGUGUGAGUGAGGUUAUCGUAAGCCCAAUUACCCCCCUUCCCAAUGUUUCCAACCCCUGAUUCACCAACAACUCUAAAAAUUCUGAACCCCCAAAAGUCCGACAACAUAUUUGUAACUGCUCUGGUGUUUCGAAUGUCCGACGCGGGCGACGACGAUUGCUUACCAUCACGUAAUCCGUCUACUCAUUUACCGGCUUAUACCACAAAAAACACCCAGACUUUUUGUACUCAACAAAUCUAUUAUUCAAUAACCUUUUAAAGCGCCGCCCAUUAUGCGUCGUAUAGCUAAUUUUAAUAGCACUUUUAAGCAAUGCCUUUAUAAAAUCGUAAUGAUUACAAUUGUUUGCAGUAGCGACCUCUCGCUUCUCAAUGGAUUGUUGGACCCUUUCGUUUUAAUGGUCUCCGUUGCUGUAGCUAUAAAGUUUUAUGGAUUGAGAGUUUCCUUGAGAAUUUAAAGAUUUCGCCUUUUUACCUUGAAGAAAAAGGGGUCGGCUAUCCGUACUUGCAGUUUUAUUCUUUGAAAGUUAUACUGUGGUUAUGGCUUGGAGAGUUAUAUGGUUGUUGCUAUUGGUUAAUGGUUUAAGGUGACUUUCAUUUAAAGUAGAGGUGAUGAUAUUAUUUCUUUGUUGAGAGUUUUGAGAUAUCAUUUCCAAGCGUUCAGUCUUCUUUGUCGUACUUAUUAUUGAAAGCAGUUAUACUUGCUUCACACAUAGGACGCCUUUAGUUUUGGUACAAUUUCCUUGGUGUUUGACGACUGGGCUUCUCUUGUUUUAGAUUGUAUCGUUUAUCGAAAAAAAAAUAUAAAAGAAAUUAUAAAGAAAUUAUAAAGAAAAUACACUAUACCUAACACAUACAUUCUCAAGUUUUAGGCACAAUUCCAAACUACACUUAGCAUUAAAAAUUUCGACGACACACAACCUAAUAAUUCUUUACCUCAACUGGGAAUUGAAACAAGGAAACUUCGUAACAAGGCAGUAGAAAUGAAGAGUGUAGGUUCUUUUUAAAACGAGAAAGGUUUCAAAAUUGACGAAGUGAAUUGGAUUUGUCGCUUUCUCGAUGUAUCGUGGUGAAAGCAUGACCCAUUUUUAUUGAAAAGUCGAGUAAAAGGUAUACCGUAAGUGUACAUUCAAGAUGGAAGGAUGAAAUAUCAGAAACUGUGUAUCGUCACGCCUUUUAUCCCCGAAGGGUUAGGCAGAGGUAUUUUUUUAUACCUUGUCCCACACUAUGAUUUUCUCCAGUGUCGUGGGUGCGUUUACAAACAUACAAGUUCACAUACACAUGACACCCCGACCCGAAACAACAAUUUGUGGAUCACACAAAGAGUUGCUCCGUGCGGGAAUCGAACCCGCUGCACGUUGCGUGGCAGCCGCUUGCCCAGCCACCGCGUCAACUGUGCAAACUGCAGGUGCACAUUACGGCACGUAAUGCCGCUAUACAAUGUACACCAUGCCUCGCAAAGUACGUUAAGCCGUUGGUCCAAAUGUCAAUUGCUUCAAUUUGCCAUUUAAAAAUUUGACUGCACGGUUGGCGUGGUGGCUGGGCAACUGGCUGCCGUGCAGUGAUCCACAAAUUGUUGUUCCCGGUCUGGGUAUCAUGUGCAUGUGAAAUUGUAUGUUUGUAAACGCACCCACGACACAGGAGAAACUCCUAAUGUGCCCCACAUUAGGAGUUUCUCUUAACGUUUUUUUAAAAAAAAAAAAUUAAACACCUACGCAUUAACCAGAAAACAAAUGACGUCACACUGCAGGAACUUAUAACACAAAUGGUGAAAAGUGGGUGUACAUUGUAUAGCGGCAAUAGUUGCCGUAAUGUACACCUCUGCCUACCCCUAAUGUAGAUACAUAAUAUAGCAUAACAUGUAAAAUGUAGUUGUGAAAUCCAAUUUGGCUAAUGUGUUUUCCAUUAGAAUACAAUUUCUUCGUACGAAACGAUGACCCGACAAUUUUGGAGACACAAAUAAAUUACUGGUAACUACGGUUGAUUCAUUUUGCAAAUUGGUGCAAUUUAUACGUUUUGUAUGGAGAUAGUUUACAUGAAUUUCUAUUAUACGUUUAAUGGUAUUUUUUUGAGGGGGGGUUAUCCAAUGACUUCUCUCACCUUGGGCGAGGCGAAAGGGAGUGUCAGACUCUUACUGACUAAAAGCCACACCGUUCCUACUCUUGCUUUUCAAACUGGAGCCCCGGUGAUCUACUAGGAAGCCCGCAGCUCUGGAUGACUUUGUUCUAAAGGGGUUAAAGUUAUACAGUUAUUAUACUUUUUUGAAAAGAGUAAGGCCGCGAACGCACAGGCAGGUGGCUUGCUUAGCGCCUAGUGUCAAGCGCGUCACCUAACGAGUAGCCCAGUAAAACGAACGUUCUAAAAUGAACGCGACCGGCUGCACUGCGCGCUUAGCGCCUAGCUAGUCGCUUGGCGUGCAUCCAUGUUCAUUUUAGAACGUUCGUUUUACUGGGCUACUCGCUAGGUGACGCGCUAGACACUAGGCGCUAAGCAAGCCACCUGCCUGUGCGUUCGCGGCCUAACGUUGGAGUUUCUUUGCUCGUUCUUCGCCAUUCGAAGCUUUACUUUGGAACAGCAUUUAGCUUCACUGACAGACUGACUGACGGACAAUUUAAUUUGACGUUUCAAAAGUAUUGAGGAAUUGAGGAUUAAUGGUAAUAAAUGCUUUGUCUUCGACGUCAGUCAAAGUCAAAGUCCCACUUUUUACCUUCAAUACUGUUGUAUUGAUGAAAAAGCCAUACAUUCUCGUGUCAGGCAAACUAUUAUUAUUUUUGCCCAGCCUGAGUAGGGAACAAAAAAUUCUGAAUUCAUCAAAAACCGAAUAAAAUUUUUAAUCAUAUCAAUACACCGCUCUUUGACAGUGACAUGCUUGUUAUUGACAGCGACUGUAUUACGUUGCAAUAAAGGUGUUUUUUGCUUGUAAACUUGACGUGCGGUCAGCGUUGUACAAUGUAAAAUGAAAUCAAUAUGGUUGAAACUAACUUUCUUAGAAUUUGUUACAAUGAUAGCUUUAUAUCAAGCUUCUUGUUUAGGUACUGAAAAAAUGGUAGAUGAUAAAGUCACCGCACACAUAAACGGCAUGGCUCCGUCAAGGCGUUUUUGCAUUGAAAACAAUACAAAAAGCUGCAAGUGCGCUGCCAACUCGCGGCCGGCACACUUACAGCUUUUUGUAUUGACAUUACAAAAUAUAUCUUAUGACAUAAGAUUUAAUGUUCAAAUUUAAAUGGCAAGUUUAUAAACGGCUCGUUUACGGGCAUAUUUUAUAAAAAAAAACUGUACAGGUUUAUCAGAAAGCAUUGCAUGUAAAGUUUCUUAAUCAACUCAUUCGAUUCCCGAGGGAAGAAUUGCAGUGGUUCAUGUAUACUACUUUAUCAUCAGCACAUGACCAGGCCAAAUUUCAAAUAUACGGUAAAAGGUAACCUUGAAAAUUUCACUCCACGCAAAUUAUUUAUGUAAAAAAACACGUUUUUAAAACUAAUGUAUUAUAAUUAAAUGUAUGAAGAUGAUGAAUGAAUUUGUAUUAAUAAUAAGUUAAAAGUUAACUAACCUUAGUUCAUACCUCGUUCAUCAAAUGGUUGCAAGUUGGACUUUGUAUCGAGAAAUUUGAUCGACUUUAUCAGUCAUCGAUAUAUCAGACUAAAUAGGUUUUUAAUUUUCAUACGCAUUCAUCGUCUCUACUGUCUAUUAACGAUUAACAUUCUUGGGAUGUUUUUCUACCAGAAAUGUGUUUUGUAGUUAUGCUACAAAGAUGUAAUAGCUAAGCUGUGAAACUAUGUGACCGUUUCCACUAAUACUCAGCUAUGUAGCUGUGCGAGGAAGAUGCGCAACUCUGGUAUACAAUGUAUAAAUAAAGAAAACCAUCUAUAGCACACAUCUUUCCAUAUAAAAAACAUAGCUUAGCUGAGUCCGUUUUCACCGGUGCUAAGCUAUAUGUACCAAUGAAUAUGAAUGGUGGAAGCCAAAGGCAUCCACAUUAACAAACUUCAAAAAUGUAUACAUAAGUAUGUAACAAGCACGUAAAUUCUUAAAAAAGCCAUUUAUUUUGUAAUCAAGAGACUUAGAUACCAUCAAAAAUUUCUUACCAUCAAUAUUAUGUUAUCGGCUUACUCACGUAACUGUUUGAUGAGGAAUUCGACAAGUUUCAAGCCACGCUCAUUCCACAGAAUAAGCUAUCGUCGGCGGCACUUCCAAACCGAUACGACCUUCAAACUUUCCAGAAUAGAGCAUACUUCUUUUUAAAAGACUGCCAAAGUAACUGUGACUCCUCUGGUGUUGCGGUUGUCCAUGGGCGGCGCUGAUCGCUUACCAUCAGGUGACAGGAAUGCUCGUUUGUCCCCUUAUCCAUAACAAAAAUGCUAAAGGCUCAUAUUCAUGAGGAUCAUUCCGGGAAACACGACGCGUUGACUGUCAUACUGCUAUUAAACUAGUCGAGCUCCUCGUCAAACAGUUACGUGAGUAAGCCGCUAACAUAAUAAUCAAUUUAGUAUGUCUCACGAAAGUUAUAAUAAAAUUUCUUACCAUCUCUCUCACACUUACAUAAGCCAUCUAUGUAGUAUAUUAGAUCACUAUCUUAGUAAAUAGUAUGUGUAUAUAUGUAUGUACAAUUGUAAUUGUUAUCCAAUAUUGUUUAUAUUGAAUUUGUGUACAUUUUUACUCCUUGAAUACGUUAUGUUUUGUAUAACUAUUUCUAAAAUUGGAGUUUAAUUUAUUGACAGAGGUGAUUAGUAUUUAAGUUAUAAAAAUUAAAGGAUCAAUCAUAGUCUUGAGGUUUUAAAAAUCUGUAUAAUAUAUACACCUAUUUUUUAUGUUUAAUAUUUUUCAGUAAACUAUGGUUGAAAAAACUGACUUUACUGUCUUUUUGAAGUAGGUUAAUAUACCAAAAUCUGGUCCCAAGUGUAACAAACACUUUUUUGAAAACCGUUUCAAAAUUGGUUCGGCAAAUUGUAAGAUAAUUGCGCACAAACGUACAUACAUACACCCAGGUCAAUAAAAGAACAUCUUUCUUUAUUUGAAGUCGUUAAAAAAUAAAAUAACUUCGUAAAAUCACAGAAAAUUAAAAAAACUGAAACACUCAAUAUAAUCGUUUACUAAAACAAGUCAGUACCCUCAGUAGUGCGCGAUAGGCGUUCUGAUUGACCGGCUCGAAUAAAACAACCAAUCAAAGCGCCGAAAGCGCUCUCGUUUCCAUUACGUUUAACGUAAAGCAAACUCAUACUAAGGGUACUGAUAAUUUAAUCCGGAGCUGCGAACUACCUAGCGGGUUUACCGGGGCUCCGGCUCGACAAGCAGGAGUAGGAACGGGGUGGUUUUUAGUCAGUAAGAGUUUGACACUCUCACUUUGCCCUGGCGAGAGAAGUCAUUGGAUAAUUUUCCCCCCUGAAAAAAAAGGGUACUGAUAGUCAAACCUUUUGUACGCUAUCAUAAAAUCCUCUGUGAAUAAAUUCCUAGUCUAAAAUGUAUAAUAUGGUUUUAAACUCUAUUAUAUUAUAUACUAGACAUUAUAUAAAUAAAUAAAACUGUAAAUAAAACUUAGUGUAAAUGUGAUAACGCUCAUAUUAAAAUGUCUGUAAAAUUGUAAAUACUACCACAUUAUGUACUAAAUGUAAGUCGAGCCGCGUAUUAUAUAAAAUAAUUGUUCAUUUU